Messenger RNA from Arabidopsis thaliana (thale cress), 1553 nucleotides. It is a transcript of the gene LBD15, whose product is annotated as LOB domain-containing protein 15. The transcript is spliced from 3 exons. NCBI's taxonomy places the organism in Eukaryota, Viridiplantae, Streptophyta, Magnoliopsida, Brassicales, Brassicaceae. Gene Ontology annotation, biological process: positive regulation of DNA-templated transcription. The coding region runs from base 487 to 1161 and encodes 224 amino acids. The record is from RefSeq and is marked reviewed.
GCCUGACCGAUGAAUGAAUGACUACAUAAGUACGUAUAACUAACGUGUGAUCAGAUUCGUAAAGUCAAAAAUAAAAAUAAAAAAACCCUCACGGGUCACGUGCUUAAGCAGUGAAUACAGCUCUUCAGUCUUUACUAACUAGAUAUCUUCAGUUGUUUUCCUGUUAAAAAGAGAGACUAUUCUGGCUCUCGAGUUACCAAAUCCUCUUUUCAUCUCCAUAAGAAAUUUCUAUCAUAAGCCAGCUCAUCUAUCGAUGUAUGGACAUUGGACACAUGCAUACACUCACACAUACAAAAUAAGUAUAUACAUCGUGAUCACUAAAUCUUUCACUUGGUAUUUUACUUGCCUUUAAAGCCUUCCUUGGCUAUCUUCCUUCGCACCCUCUUUAAGAGUCACUUGACUUUAAUAUUUCUCUUUUUGUUUCUUUCUCCUUUUCUCUGUUUUUUCUUUUCUUUUCUCUUUGCGAUUCGCUGAGAGCAUGCCUGAAUGUCAAGAGAAAGGGAGAGAUUUGAAGAGAUAGGGAAGAAGAUCAAAAGAGAAGCAGAUGCUUGGCCUCAUCAAAUGGCUGGAAUUAGAAGACCAAUGUCGGGUCCUCCCGGAACCCUCAAUACCAUUACGCCUUGUGCUGCCUGCAAGCUUUUGCGCCGUAGAUGUGCUCAAGAAUGUCCCUUUUCGCCAUAUUUCUCCCCACACGAGCCUCAUAAGUUCGCUUCCGUCCACAAAGUCUUUGGAGCUAGUAACGUCUCCAAGAUGCUAAUGGAAGUACCUGAGAGCCAGAGAGCAGAUGCCGCGAAUAGCCUUGUGUAUGAAGCAAACGUGAGGCUAAGAGAUCCGGUGUACGGAUGCAUGGGAGCCAUCUCAGCUCUACAACAACAAGUCCAAGCUUUACAAGCCGAGCUCACGGCCGUAAGAUCCGAGAUUCUUAAGUACAAGCAACGAGAAGCUGUCGCCACUUUGAUCGUACCUUCCAACUCCCAAGUUGCCGGAUUUCACAACUCCGGCGGUGUUUCCGUCAUUGCACCACCACCACAAAGACCAACAACUCCACCACAACCUACAACGGCUCAUCCUCCUUCUCCAUCUUCUUGUGUUUUCUCUCAACCAACCACAAGAGACUUAGAAUACGGCAACAUUGAAAGUGAGAACAACUACUUCGGUUAAAUUUUUAUUGUAUCAUUCUACAAACACAUACAAAUACAUAUAAUUAAUUUAUUUCGAUAAUUUGUGAUCCGGUGACUAAUAAAUUAAAUUAAAUUAAAUUAAUAUAAGUGAACAAGGUUGGUCUUGAAUAGCCUGUCAUUACUCAUUAAUCUAUCAAACGUAUAUUAAUAUUGUUUAGUUGGUAAGUACGUAGUACUAGUAGUAGUAUUUAGCAUUCAUAUUACUGAUAAUUAAAUGAGGUUGAAAUAUCGUUUUAUUGAUGUACAAAGUAGAAGUCAAUUGGUCUACAAAAAAUUUCAUUUAACCUUGAUGAAGAUGCAUUUUGAAUUUUGGGUAGCUUAAAUCAAAUUAGUGAGUCAUACAUACGAAACUGAGUUUCCCUUUUUUUUUUU